AACCCCAGCGCCAGCAGGGGUAAAGCGCGUUGAAAAUCUUCAAUACCACGGCAACGUGUUCGAUCAGUGUUCUUUUAUUCAAUGUCAUAUUAUUUUAAAGACGAUAUAAAUAAUCACCUUGACAACGAUGUCGUAAAUAUAUAAAAGGAACGAGUUUAAAGAAGGGAGGAGAAAGAGGGGUGGUGAAAAGAAAUUUUCAAAAAAAGUGCCGAUGAGAUUCGAGAUCUUAUCUCGAGAAAGCACGUGGGAUACUUCCACGAGUUUGUUGUACGUAGUUUUGGAUUCGCAAGGAAGAAGAAAAAGAAGUUGGUGAAGAGUACGUAAAACUUUGAAAAAGGAAGGUGAAACGAAAUAAUACAGGUUUUACGGAACGGAGGAAAAAAUAGUUGUACUCGUUGUGUGUAUAUAUAUAUCUGUGUGUGUGUGUGUGUGUGUGUGUGUAUGUAUAUAUAUACAUACAUUUACAUAUAUAUCUAUAUAUAUAUAUAUAUAGAUCUCUCUCUCUCUCUUUCUCUCUCGUUUCGGCUGACAUUUUCUCGUGGAGUUUCGCGAUUCUCCAUGUGUGAGCUUUUUUCGAACGCCUUUGGGCUCAGCGUACCGUACCAUCAUCCCUUCUGUCGUCUACCCGUCGAGGCACAAAGCGUGGCACGUUGAGGGAGAAAAAAAAGAAAAGGGAAAAACGAAAAAAGAAGAAAUAAAGGAAGAAGAGGAGAAAACAGAGAGAGAGAGAGAAGGUACCAUUUUCCUACCUUUUCCUCUAUCUCUCUCUCUCUCCUUCGGUCUUUGUCCCGUGGUGUCUGUGCCAAUCGCAGUGGUGGUUGUGUCGUCGUUGGUGCUCUAGUAGUAGUGGGUGCUUGUGCUCUCGUGCCACGAAAACGCACGCUCUCUCUAUCCGUCUGUCUAUCUGUCUGUCUGUCCGUCUGUCCGUCUCUCUGUCUCCCUCUUCCGUGGUGAACGACUAGGUGAGCGGCGCGGAAAAAAUGCGGUGAACCACCGCACUAAAACCACUUCUCCCCCUCCUUCACUUCGAACCGCUUACUCUCUUGCGCUACGAAGGAUUUCUCGAGCCAGCACGUCCAUUCAGCGAGGAUGAUCCUGACACGCGAUCGACUAGCUCCUCCGGAGAAAGCGUGGAGCUUCGCUGAUUAAAAAAAGCACGCUUCUUUCGUCAGAAUUAUUCCACGAUUCUCAAGGACGGAUCUAACAACGAUCGAAUCUGAGAAAGAAAUACAGGUGCCACGCCGGGACGGUGUUGUUAAGUGUGCAGUGAUCACGGGUGACCGAGGAAAGACGAGAAAGAGGGUGGUCAAUAUGACUCCUAUCUUCCUCGUUCUGUUGGUGGCAAUCGACCCGAUUAUCGCGCAGAAUGGUGGAAACAUCAGCGACUCACAAUACAUCACGUACAUGACAAAUCCACCGACGAUCCUGGUGAGGCCUCAAUCGCAGCAGGUGAAGGCAGGUGGAAUAGCGAGUUUCUUUUGCACGGCUCAGGGAGCACCACCCCCGCAAAUACACUGGAGGAAAAACGGCAAGAGAAUUUCGCAAUCCCAGUCACGAUACCUAGUACAUACCUACGAGCAUGGAGCUUUACUACGGAUCGAACCUGUCAAAACAGCACGAGACAGUACAACAUACGAAUGCGUUGCGGAAAACGGAGUCGGCGAUGCGGUUUCCGCCGAGGCCCAACUCACCGUUUACGAAGCGGAGAAUUUACCAGCGGGUUUUCCGAUGAUCACUCAAGCGCCAGCAGCGAAGGUAGUCGAGAUGGGUCAUAAUGCUGUUCUGCUUUGCGGUGCCAUUGGUUCACCAACGCCCAUCAUCUCUUGGGUUCGAAAUAUGCUGCCCAUGGACACGUCCAAUCCACGUUUCACGGUUCUAGAUUCUGGUACAUUGCAAAUCACAAACUCUAUCAGUAGCGACCAGGCAAAAUACGAAUGCGUGGCGAACAAUUCUGUUGGCACGGAAUAUUCGAAAUCGACUCUGCUAUACGUUAAAGUUCGUCGCGUUGCCCCGAGCUUCUCGAUACCACCACCAACUCUGAGCGAGGUCACGCUAGGAGCAUCACUAAAUCUGAACUGCGUUGCUGUUGGUGCACCUAUGCCAGUUGUACAAUGGCGGAAAUAUCCAGCUACUGAUAUAAUGCCCGACGACAAUCUACCAGUUGGCAAAAAUGUUCUUUAUCUUACGGACAUACAGGAAUCGGCUAAUUAUACUUGUACCGCGUCUAGUCCUAUCGGUGUGAUACAUGCUACGUCUAUGGUGAAAGUUCAGUCUCUUCCUGGUCCACCAGAAAACAUUCAAGUGUCCGACAUCACUGCAACAUCCGUGAAGCUGAGCUGGUCUUACAAGGGACCAGACGAGUUGCAAUACUACGUAAUCCAACACAAGCCUAAACAGGCUAAUCAACCGUUCACCGAGAUUUCCGGUAUCACAACGAUGUAUUACCACGUUAGAGGUCUUAGUCCUUACACCGAGUACGAGCUUUAUGUGAUAGCUGUGAACCACAUAGGCCGUGGUCCCCCAAGUGCCCCGGUGACUGUCACUACUGGUGAAACAACGGAAUCGACGAAUGGAGGUGCCAAACCGGGUACUGCGCCAAGGAAGGUUCAGGUCCGACCUUUGAGUUCCAGCACAAUGGUUAUACAAUGGGACGAACCGGAAACACCUAAUGGUCAAGUGACGGGUUACAAGGUUUACUACACGAUGGAUCCGAAUCAACCAAUGGCGUCAUGGCAAUUUCAAAUGGUCGACAACAGUCAAUUAACAACCCUCUCCGAUCUGACACCUCACACGAUAUAUACCAUCAGGGUACAGGCACUUACAAGCGUUGGACCUGGCCCUUUAAGCGCUCCAAUACAAAUUAAAACGCAACAAGGGGUACCGAGUCAACCGGAGAUGUUGACGGUUGUCGACGUUGGGGAGACCAAGGUUACGCUCCGUUGGAGCAAACCAGCUCAUAGCAGUGAAAAUAUUCUCAGCUAUGAGCUUUAUUGGAACGAUACUUAUGCCAAGGAAAAACAUCAUCGGAGAAUACCAGUGACCGAGAACUAUACCUUGACCGGUCUCUACCCUAACACCCUCUAUUACAUCUGGUUAGCUGCUAGAAGUCAACGUGGGGAGGGUGCAACUACUAUACCUUGUCCAGUUCGCACGAAACAGUACGUACCCGGGGCUCCGCCUCGCAAUGUAACCGGCCAAGCGAUCAGCCCGACCUCCAUUUUGGUCACAUGGGAACCCCCACCUGCCGAACGCUCCAACGGGAGGAUAUCUUACUACAGACUACAAGUCGUCGAGAGCGGACGCUCCGAUUCCGAGGCGAAGGUUAUCAAACUGAAUCAGACGCGAUUCGUCUUGGACGAGCUCAAAAAGUGGACCGAGUAUCGGAUCUGGGUAUUGGCGGGGACCAGCGUAGGUGAUGGGCCCCCGAGUUAUCCUAUCUCGGUCAGAACUCACGAGGACGAUGACAAAAUGCCAGGAGAUCCUCAAAACGUCAAAGUAACGUCGAUCAAUUCGACGGCGAUACACGUCGAAUGGGAUCCGCCGAAGGCUAAGGACCAAAAUGGGGUGAUUAGGGGUUACCACAUACAUGUACAAGAAGUACGAGAAGAAGGAAGAGACGACGUGUUUAACGAACCGAUACGUCGCGACGUCCAAGAGGACGGUGUACGAGAAAUAAAUAUCACAGGACUGCAACCGGAUACAAGGUACUCCGUACAGAUAGCCGCGUUGACGAGAAAAGGUGACGGUGAUCGAUCGGCACCGGUUCACGUUAGAACACCAGGCGGGGUACCAAACAGACCACAAGUUAACAUAAAAGUCCUCAGCAGAGAUCCCGUCGUCCUUGAAUUAGAAUGGAUGGAACCGACCCAAACGUAUGGCGAUUUAUUGGGUUAUAGAAUUCGUUAUGGUAUUAAAAAUCAAACGUUGAAAAAAGAAUUCAUUCGUGGGACUCGUCAGCAUACUUACAAAAUCACCGAUCUCGAAGAACGCGGCGUCGAAUACGAGUUUAGAGUUGCCGGUCAGAAUAGUAUAGGAUAUGGUCAAGAAACGGUACAAUAUUGGUCAAGUCCCGAGGGAGAACCUAGCGGAUCACCAACCAAUUUGUCUUACUUCUUCCAAACGCCUGACACCCUCUGCGUCACUUGGGACAAACCGUUGAGACAACAUAGGAAUGGACAGAUCAUUGGUUACGACGUUCAGUUCAAUAAAAAGAACGAUCAUUCGUCGAUUAUCGAAAGAAACACGACGAAAACCCGAGAGGUAUUUUCGAAUUUGGAGGAGGACACGGAAUACGUUUUUCACGUUAGAGCAAGAACUAUGAGAGGUAGUGGUCCAUAUUCCGAAAAGAUAACGAUAAUAACGGAGAAGGAUAUCGGUAGAGCACCAAUGUUCGUCAAGGCCGUAGCAACAUCCGAAUCGAGCGUCGAAGUUUGGUGGGAGCCAGUACCCAAUCGUGGCAAGAUCGUUGGUUAUCAAGUUUUCUAUACUACGACACCGGUCGAGGAUCUUGACGAGUGGAAGCAAAAGACGGUAGGACUGACCGAGUCAACUGACCUGGUCAAUCUCGAGAAAUUCACUCAAUAUGCGAUAACAGUAGCCGCGAGAUACAAAACUGGUCUCGGUAGGAUCAGUCAAAAGAUCACAGUAACUGUCAAACCUGAAGACGUGCCUUUGAAUCUCAGAGCACCGGAAUCGUCUACACACUCUAUGACGUUAUCAUGGACACCUCCUAUAAGACUGAAUCCUACCAAUUACAAGGUGUCCUUCGACGCGGUUAAAGAGUUCGUCGAUUCUCAAGGUAUAACGCAAACGCAGAUCGUACAACGUCGGCAAAUUCUUUUCGAUCCUAGCGUAACCAGUACGACCAUUAACGAACUUCAACCGUUCACUACGUACAACGUUAACGUCAGUGCCGUACCACGCGAUGGACAAUACAGGCCACCUGCUAAAAUCACCGUAACCACACAAAUGGCCGCACCGAAGCCUAUGGUCAAGCCAGACUUUUAUGGCGUCGUCAAUGGCGAAGAGAUUCAAGUGAUCCUACCUCAGGCGUCCGAAGAGUAUGGACCAAUUUCUCAUUAUUAUUUGAUCGUCGUACCUGAAGACAAAUCUACGGCUGACAAACAGCCUGAUGAACUUACGGAAGAUAUAAUUACCGGCAAGAGUGCCAAACAGGAACGAGAAAAUGCACCAUACAUCGCUGCUAAGUUCCCACACAGAGACAUUCCUUAUACUUUCCAUUUGGGAAGUGGCGAUAUAUAUGAGGGAUAUGAAAAUAGAAAAUUGGAGAGAAAUAAGAGGUAUAGAAUUUUUGUACGAGCUGUGGUCGACACUCCUAGAAAGCAUCUCUACACUUCCUCGCCAUUCUCCGAGUAUCUUUCGUUGGACAUGAGAGAAGUUCCACCGGGCGAACCACCGCGUCGACCAAACCCAAAUACUCCGGUCGAUAAAAAUCCUGAAGUGUCUGUUAAAACCAGUGGACAGGAGCCUGGUAUGGUUUGGGUAAUUGGACCUAUAAUAGCGGCACUUAUGGUCAGCAUCUGUAUGGUUCUAUUAUUUGUAAUAAAAAAACGAAGGCAACCAUGCAAGGCACCAGAUCAGGCCGCAGUAACUCGGCCACUUAUGGCAGCGGACAUCAGUUCGAAUCAUGCACCGUCCGACCCAGUCGAAAUGAGACGUUUGAAUUUCCAAACACCCGGCAUGAUAUCGCACCCGCCGAUACCCAUAAGCGAGUUGGGAAAUCAUAUCGAACGAUUGAAGGCAAACGACAAUCUAAAGUUCAGUCAAGAAUACGAGUCGAUCGAACCCGGUCAGCAGUUCACUUGGGACCACUCGAACAUGGAAGUGAACGCGUCAAAGAAUCGCUAUGCCAACGUGAUCGCCUACGAUCAUUCUCGAGUGAUCCUUCAAACGGUCGAUGGGAUGCCAGGGUCCGACUAUAUAAACGCGAACUAUUGCGAUGGUUAUAGAAAGCAGAACGCGUAUGUGGCAACUCAAGGACCACUUCAAGAGACCUUUGGUGAUUUUUGGCGAAUGUGUUGGGAACUUCGUACGAGUACGAUCGUUAUGAUGACGAAACUCGAGGAAAGGACUAGAAUAAAAUGCGAUCAGUAUUGGCCAACAAGAGGUUCAGAAACUUAUGGCCAGAUGACGGUCACUAUUACCGAUAUCCAAGAGCUUGCUACCUAUUGUAUCCGCACUUUCCAAGUUUGUAGAGCGGGUUAUUCGGAGAGACGCGAGAUAAAGCAAUUGCAAUUCACUGCAUGGCCUGAUCACGGUGUCCCGGAACACCCAGCACCGUUCUUACAAUUUUUGCGAAGGGUUAGAUCGUUAAACGUACCGGACAGUGGCCCAUUGGUGGUACAUUGUAGCGCUGGCGUUGGCAGGACCGGUUGUUUCAUCGUUAUAGAUUCUAUGCUCGAACGUAUAAAGCAUGAAAAAAUGAUCGACAUAUAUGGACACGUGACGUGUCUGCGAGCUCAAAGAAAUUACAUGGUACAGACAGAGGAUCAGUACAUAUUUAUUCAUGACGCACUUCUCGAAGCCGUUAUAUGUGGUAACACCGAGGUACCAGCUAGGAAUCUACACUCUCACAUUCAAAAGCUCAUGCAACCUGAAAUCGACAAUAUCACCGGCAUGGAAUUGGAAUUUAAGAAAUUGUCUAACAUCAAAGCUGACUCCACGAGAUUCAUAUCGGCUAAUUUACCAUGCAACAAACAUAAAAAUCGAUUGGUUCAUAUCCUACCUUACGAAUGUAGCAGAGUGUGUUUACAACCACAACGUAACAUCGAAGGAUCCGAUUACAUAAAUGCCAGUUUAAUCGAUGGUUACAGAUAUCGCGGUGCGUACAUUGCAACUCAGGGUCCGCUUUGCGACACCACUGACGAUUUCUGGCGUAUGUUAUGGGAACAUAAUUCGACGAUCGUGGUAAUGCUUACCAAGCUGAAAGAAAUGGGUAGAGAAAAGUGCCAUCAGUAUUGGCCAUCCGACAGAUCUAUUCGUUAUCAAUGCUUCGUAGUAGAUCCCAUCGCCGAAUACAACAUGCCGCAAUACAUUUUACGUGAGUUCAAGGUCACCGACGCACGAGACGGAGCAAGUCGUACGGUUAGACAAUUCCAAUUCAUCGAUUGGCCCGAACAAGGUGUACCUAAGUCCGGUGACGGUUUUAUCGAUUUCAUCGGUCAAGUUCAUAAAACCAAGGAACAAUUUGGUCAGGAUGGACCAAUCACUGUACAUUGUAGCGCCGGCGUAGGUAGAACGGGUGUCUUCAUAACGCUUAGCAUCGUCCUUGAACGUAUGCAGUACGAAGGUGUUGUGGAUAUCUUCCAAACAGUGAGAAUAUUACGUACGCAACGUCCUGCCAUGGUACAAACGGAAGAUCAAUAUCAGUUCUGUUAUCGUGCCAGUUUGGAAUAUUUAGGAUCGUUCGAUCAUUACGCCAACUGACAAGCCGAUAAUCGGGAGCAAAGAGAUGCUACGAGAGAUCGAAGGGAACG
Messenger RNA from Vespula pensylvanica (western yellowjacket), 7496 nucleotides. RefSeq names its product tyrosine-protein phosphatase Lar (gene Lar). Lineage: Eukaryota; Metazoa; Arthropoda; Insecta; Hymenoptera; Vespidae. The record is from RefSeq and is a predicted model, not a curated record. The transcript has 24 exons. Gene Ontology annotation, molecular function: protein tyrosine phosphatase activity; protein binding. Gene Ontology annotation, biological process: protein dephosphorylation; cell-cell adhesion. The coding region runs from base 1312 to 7446 and encodes 2044 amino acids.